GAAACGGCAAAGUGAAGUGUCCGCGAAAUGUUGAGCUAUUUGCCGGUAGUGUGGCUUCUGCUAGCCCUGUGCCCCCACCCAUCCCUCAGUCAGAUUAUACCACUGCCCACCUUUUGUUUGGGCCAUAGCCCACUGUGCAACUGUGCCGCCGAGGCGAAUGUGGUGCGGUUCCACUGCCCCGAUGAGUACGCCAUGCUGCUGGAGGUCUCCGAACCGGGGGCAUCUUUAUACAUGAGCUACUAUGCCACCAGCGAGUUGCACUGGCUGCCGCGCUUUAAUAUGAGCGAUCUGGUGAAGAUCGAGUUCGAUGCGUAUAGCUUCUGGCCCGAAUCCUUUCUGGGCGAUCUCCUCAAGACCAUAGGAGUGGAAAAAGUUAAAGCCAUAGUCUUUCGAGAUCGCACAGCGGAAACUGUAGUUACAAGGGAUGUUCUCAACACAGCCGAUGGAUUUAUAGAGUCCGGAAAUCAACAGGGAAACAUCACAUCCUGGCAUUUUGGAGCCGUUCCGGGCCUAAAGAAGUUCAAAUUCUACAGCAAUGUGGCAGAGCUGCAAGAGUCAAUAUUCCAUGGUUUCGACAGUUUGAAGGAUCUGCUGCUCAAUGUGAAUGUGACCACGCUGCCAGGCAAUAUGCUGUCCACCGUAAAUGGAACUUUAAAAACCCUAACCAUUGAAAGUCCAGGGAUGGUAUCCUUUGGAAAUCCACUGCUCCGUGAGCUCCAGCAGCUGAGGAACCUCAGUCUCGUCCUCGUGGAUCCCUUUCGUGUGCGCGAUAAGCAGUUGCAACCGCAUUUCUUCGGGGCCAUGAACAACCUGGUGGAGGUGCGAUUGGCCUCCUAUACGAGCAGUGUAAAUCGCAGCAUGUUCAAGGGCACCAACAAGUUGCAGCUGAUCAAGAUGAAUGGUAAUGAUGAUCUCACGGAGCUGCCUGGGGAGAUAUUCCUGGAUCAGGGCAAUCUGUUGACCCUGGAUCUCUCCUGCAAUCAGAUCGCUACACUUCAUGACGAUGUCUUCCAGGGACUAAGCAAUCUAACCCUUCUGGAUCUGUCCAAAAAUAGACUGACUGACUUAUCGAGCACAGUCUUCGCCCCGCUCUCCUCGCUGACCGUUUUGCGUCUGAACAAGAACUCCUUGACCGCAAUGUCGCCGGCUGUGUUCCAGGAUGUGUCCAGUUUGAACUACAUCGAGAUGGUGAAUACCCAGUUCUACGGGGCCACGCUCCUGAUGAGCUACGAGGCGGUGGUUUGCACCAACGACGAGACCUGUCAGUACAAAUCGGCGGAGUGGCAGUGCGAUUAUCGCUGCAUCUGCUGGGUUCAGCGGGGAAUUGGCAGUCUAAUAGUGGAUUGUCGAGGAACCAAUUUGGGUGAACUACCCGACUUACCGCACACCACACUGGUGAGCACGGUGCUUAAGGUGGGCAAUAAUAGCCUCACAUCGCUACCCAUUGCCGGCGAGCAUCGGGGUUAUGCCAAUGUGAGUGGACUCUUCCUGGCGGAUAAUAACCUCACCACCCUGGGAUCGGGUGACCAGCUGCCCCAGAAUCUGAUCCACCUGGAUGUGCGAAGCAAUCAGAUUCAGACCCUAAGCGAGGAGUUCGUGGAGUUCCUGCAGCAGGAGAAUAAUACAAUAACCCUAUCCCUAUCGGGAAAUCCCAUCUCCUGCGAUUGUGAUGCUCUAUCCCUUCUGUUUUUCGUACGAUCGAAUCCCCAGCGGGUUCAGGAUAUCGGCGAUGUAAUGUGCACCAAGCAGAAAAAGUCCCUGCAGCAGAUGGAGGCCUUCGAGCUGUGUCCUUCGUAUGUCCUGCUCAUCAGCUGCGUGGUCGGUGGCCUGGUGAUUGUCAUCUGCCUGCUCACCGUCUUCUACCUGAUGUUCCAGCAGGAGCUAAAGAUCUGGCUGUACAACAACAACCUCUGCCUGUGGUGGGUCUCCGAGGAGGAGUUGGACAAGGACAAGACCUACGAUGCCUUUAUCUCGUACUCGCACAAGGACGAGGAGCUGAUCAGCAAGUUGUUGCCAAAGUUGGAGAGUGGUCCGCAUCCCUUUCGGAUUUGCUUGCACGAUCGCGAUUGGCUGGUGGGCGACUGCAUUCCGGAGCAGAUAGUCCGCACCGUCGAUGAUUCCAAGAGGGUAAUCAUUGUGCUCUCACAGCACUUCAUUGAUUCGGUCUGGGCCCGCAUGGAGUUUAGGAUCGCCUAUCAGGCGACCUUGCAGGAUAAGCGCAAGAGGAUAAUAAUCAUCCUGUACCGGGAACUGGAGCACAUGAAUGGCAUCGAUAGUGAGUUAAGGGCCUACCUCAAGCUGAACACCUACCUCAAGUGGGGCGAUCCGCUCUUCUGGAGCAAACUGUGCUAUGCGAUGCCGCACAAUCGGAGGGUUCUGAAGGGCCAGAAGAAGCAUGCGGGUCCCCUCAUCUGAGGCUUCUGUAAAAUAUAGGUAUUCGGAAAUAUACUCACUCGCUUGGGGCCUUAAAACUUAACUGGAGUUUAGUUUAAAAUUCUAUAUUUAUUCAUUUAGAUUGUAGUUCUUAUUUUUAAAUAUUUAUGUAAGAAACAUGAUAUUUGCACCUAAAAUUUAAGUAAUUUAA
Molecule: messenger RNA, 2584 nt
Organism: Drosophila takahashii
Lineage: Eukaryota; Metazoa; Arthropoda; Insecta; Diptera; Drosophilidae
Gene: Tehao
Product: tehao
Biological process (GO): toll-like receptor signaling pathway; inflammatory response; immune response
Cellular component (GO): plasma membrane
Molecular function (GO): protein binding; transmembrane signaling receptor activity
Source: RefSeq, a predicted model, not a curated record